Molecule: messenger RNA, 453 nt
Organism: Talaromyces rugulosus
Lineage: Eukaryota; Fungi; Ascomycota; Eurotiomycetes; Eurotiales; Trichocomaceae
Exons: 1
Coding region: 1-453 (150 amino acids)
Biological process (GO): proteasome regulatory particle assembly
Molecular function (GO): protein-macromolecule adaptor activity
Source: RefSeq, a predicted model, not a curated record
AUGUCAUCCGAAGCGCAGCCCAUCCCCGCCGAAGUGUUCGCCGAAGCAAUCAAGAGCCUCCCGCUCUCAUCGCUCUAUGCCAAAGUCUCCGAACUGCGCAAUUCCAUAGCUCACCUCAGUCGCUCCAACGAAGAGCUUAGGACGUAUAUCCGAGAGUCAGAAGAUGGGCCGGAUUCGCCCGAUAACAAGGAACUCGAAAACUACGUCCUUGAAAACGAGGCUGUGAUGCAAGCUAUGGCGCAACGGAUAGGCUUGCUGAAAGCUGAGGUAGAGGACAGAGGCCAGCAGUGGAUGGAGGAGGUUCUCGCAGAUGAUGAGGCCGGUGCAGCAGAAGAAUUAACACCCAACGGCGUAUUACAUGAGACAGACGCUGGGCAUGUGAACGGAGCGCCGACUCCCUCGGGUCAUCAGCAUGAAGAUAGUGACGGGGAUGACGAAGGCAUUCACCUAUGA